Leptosia nina is the source of this 2166-nucleotide messenger RNA. Lineage: Eukaryota; Metazoa; Arthropoda; Insecta; Lepidoptera; Pieridae. The record is from the annotation of a GenBank genome assembly.
AUGAAUACACCUAAUGAAAAUAAUAUCUUGACCUCAUGUCAAUAUACGCCCGUGUACAUAAUCGAAAAUCCAGGCGCCGAUACUGGGACACCGAUUAGUACAACUACGAGCUCCUUUAAGACGCAGGCCAGUAACUUAAAAGCGUUUUACGAAAGUAGCGGUAAAUUAGAAAAUAACCUCCUACAGAGUACAGAGACAACUGGUUCACAAGUUUCAAAAAAAGACAACGGGAAUAAUUUAAAACUAGCAAACUUUCUGCUACCUAAGAAUAAUGUGAAGCUUAAAACAGUCUAUGAACACCAGAGUGCACCAUUCAAUAAAAUCAUUUUGAAACCCAUGUAUGUCGCAAACACUAUUUCCACCAGUAAUCAAACUCCUGUAUCGGCUCCAAAAUUUGAUGUGUGCAGUAAAAUUGUAAGAUUGAAAGAUAUACCCACUUCUACCCAGAGGAACAGGAAAAUACUGCCUAAGAUAAUUCCAAAAGACGAACUUGUAAAUCCCGCUAAGACUUCAGUACAAAUAGUAAAACUAGGUGAAACAUACCAUUGUCUCAACAAACUUAAUGACGAUCAGGUGAAGGUAGUUAAUAAAGCACUCAAAAUAUUCAAUGGGCCAAAGAAUACUCCAAAAGAACCUACUUAUGAGGCAACACCAGAUACUCAAAUGGUUUAUAAGGUUCUAUUACCAAAAGAUGUGUCAGGAUUUAAAAAAAGCAAAGUUAUAAUUAAGCCAAAAAAACCAGAGUUUAAGAAAGAAAUAUCUAAAAGACAAGAGAAGAAAGAGAUAGUUGUUCCCGAAACUAAAGAACCUGAAACAGAUAUAUUGGAGGAGAAAGUGACAAGAAGUGGUAGGAAGGUAAAAUUACCAAAAAAUAUUUUACCAGAGGAAACACUACAAAAGCCUAAGAAAAAGAGUGGUACAAUAGUGACAUGUUUUCAAUGCUCAUUGGAAUUUAACAGCUUAUAUCGUUUACAAAGGCACUAUGAACUUCAUCCCACUCACAUACCAACUCAGAUACACACCGACUUAUUUAAUUGUCUCCUAGCUAUCAUUAAGACCGGGUCAGAAGAAAAUAGGGCUCAUAUAUUUCUGCAACAAUUGGAACAGCUCAUAGCUAAGAUUAAGUCAGUAAUACCAUGCCUUGUGAAAAAUAACAAUUUAAAUGGAAAAUUAAGUACAAUAAGUGAAGAUAUUGGAAUCUUACUGGGUAUAAGCCCAGGUGAAUACAAUCUUAAUGCAGAUGCAUUGAGCUGUGUGAAAGAUAAUAAUGGUCACUGUGAACAUAAUCCACCACCAUUAACCUCGUGUCUGGAACAAGUUGAUAACGCUAGUGAAGCUGUAAGCCUUCAAACUGACCCUUGUAUUGACAUGAACUCAACAGAACUAUGGCCAACUGUUAAUAAGAGAUCAGAAUGCCAUAGCACACCUGAAUAUAAUUCCGCUAAAAAGAUUAAAUUAGGGGAUUCAGAAUUGCCCGUCAUAUUAGAUGAUGAUGAUAUAGAUGCCUUCUUUAGUAACAAUCUCAAGACUGAUAUAUUAGAGAAUAAGACUACCUCAGAUGAAACACAAAUUAGUGAUCAGCUCAAAGACACAACUAUUAAUCAAAACGCCCCAAAGACAUAUGUAAAAUUUCAUAGUGCUCAUUUUGACAUCCGGUCAUCACCAAUAAAACCUUCAUCUACAGAAUUUACAAAGUUCCAAAUUAAUCCAGAAAAGCUACCUAAAUUUGAUAUUCAAGAAAUUCGACCAUUGUUACCACAAGUAGAUGAAGAGAAAAAGGUGGUGGAUCAUAAAAUUAAUGAAAACAAUACUCAGAACGGAACAAAUCAUUUAUUUCCAUCCAAAGACUCGUCAGAACUUAAUUUGGACACAUUUAAGGAAUGGCCUUUGAACUAUUUAGUUAAUACAAACACUGAUAGCUACAACAUAAAAGGAGGUAUAUUAAGCGAUGCAACAGAGCCGAGUGCUUCAAUUGAACCAACUUUAAUUCAUAUAAAAGAUCAUCAAUUACCUGAGAUAGCUAACAGAGCACCUGAAAAUUCGCUUAUUGAACUACCGCUAGUUAAUCAUGAAUCUGUCCUCAAUUUACUUUCAUACCCCGAAACAAGUAUUAGUAAUAAUUCCAUUGAAUUCCCGAUAGAUUUAUUUACUUUUAAUAAUGCAUAG